CCACCAUUUUCAUUUCAAACUUCAUCUCUCUCUCUCUCUCUCUCUCUCUCUCUCUCACACAUCAUCAUCAUGCCGGUGACGAUGCAAAGAGGAGAUGGUGAAGUUAGGGCUAAAAUGGCGGAACUCAGAAUGGUUUGCGGCAAAGAAAUCGAGAUUCAGCAGCAUAGGACGGAAAACGCCGUCGUUUCGAUCCAUAAAUCACUUCAGUCUAUCAAGUCAAUCGCACAGGAAACUGUUUCAAAUGAAGGAAAGAUAGGGAUGCUUAAAGCUGAACUGCGGGCGGUUGAGGAUGGCUUGGUGAAGGCUAUUGCUGUAAAGACUAGACAAGAGGCAAAAAAGAUGGCUAUUGCAGACUCCAUUUCGGCUGUAAAAGCUAGAAAUGAAGAACUUCACAAAAUUGUGGUUGACCAGAGGACCAGAAAGGAGGAAUAUGCACAAAUCAUAUCACGCCAAUCUGAAGCUUUGAAAGAAUGUGAAGAAAAACACAAUCAAGACGCAGAACGUAGAGAAGAAAUAGAAGAGGCAAUUUCAUGGUACAAUAAGGUGCUUGGCUUCAGAAUUGAAAGGGGGCGCGGAAUAAAAUUUGUAUUCACACAUAUAAAUAUGAAGAAACCGGACGAGGAGUAUUUCUUCACCAUUCGCCUUGAGAAUGAUAGCUAUUGUUUGCUUGAAUGCCAUCCGCAUGUGACUGAGGUCAACAAAUUAGUCAACGAUCUUAAUAUUACUAAUGGCUUGUAUAAUUUUGUCAGAGUUAUGAGAACGAAAUUUCAAGAGGUUUCAGCGGGCGUUUAUUUUGCAGGAAAUUUACAUGAAAUUGCUUCUCAUCCUCAAGAAACGACUAUGAUAUCCAUGUCAGCACCAAUGUCUUCGGUCUCCACUGACAGUGUAAGCGGGUCCCCAAAGAAGAAUAACUUUAGGCAAGCAGAUAGAGUUGGCAGGAAAGCUAAACACGUUCAAGGGGUACAAUCGUCAAUUCAGUCCCCUGGAUCUGCGGUAUCUCUUCGUCGAUCCCCACGUUAUAAGGUAAAAAAGUGAAGAUGGUGGUUGCUGUUAUGUCGUUACAAUCUGACUUUUGCUCCUUGUUAUGUUCGUAAUGUAAUCGGUGGCAAACUCUCUUGUUUGCUUGUAAUUAAGAAUCUCUAUGAGGAUAUACACAAUCUCAACUGAUCAGGUUCAUUGGAUGUGUGGUAAAGAUCGUGUGAGUUGAUUUUUGUGAUUUAUUUAUUUUGUUAAUGGUAAUGUUAUAAAACUCUCAAAACAAAUGUAUAUCUGCAUGCUUGAAACUA
Molecule: messenger RNA, 1286 nt
Organism: Helianthus annuus (common sunflower)
Lineage: Eukaryota; Viridiplantae; Streptophyta; Magnoliopsida; Asterales; Asteraceae
Product: kinetochore protein SPC25 homolog
Exons: 9
Coding region: 70-1035 (321 amino acids)
Biological process (GO): chromosome segregation
Cellular component (GO): Ndc80 complex
Source: RefSeq, a predicted model, not a curated record